Molecule: messenger RNA, 1046 nt
Organism: Carassius carassius (crucian carp)
Lineage: Eukaryota; Metazoa; Chordata; Actinopteri; Cypriniformes; Cyprinidae
Product: clumping factor B
Exons: 10
Coding region: 69-1046 (325 amino acids)
Source: RefSeq, a predicted model, not a curated record
AACAUUUUCAUGUCACAUAUGCUUAAAUAAAUCAUACAUCGGAUUUAUUUGAUUAAUCCAGAGAGAACAUGUUUAGGUGUAUCUACUUAUAUUGGAUUUUUCUUUCCCCCAAUGAAGGUGAGAAAAGUCCAUCAUUGCAUGAAAAGUCACCAUUUGUACCCCUGUCUUACGGUGACCAUCACUUAUCAAACCCUGACAGUCAAGCAUUGGAUGUGAAUGAUUCAAGCAGUACAUCUUCUGGCGAGUGCUAUCAAAUCACAGAGAUUGUCACGAACAACAAUUUCAUGUCGCGUGAGGAAAGACCAUUGUUGCAUGAAAAGUCAUCAUUUGUACCCCUGUCUAGCGGUGACCAUCACUUAUCAAACCCUGACAGUCAAGCAUUGGAUGUGAAUGAUUCAAGCAGUACAUCUUCUGGCGAGUGCUAUCAAAUCACAGAGAUUGACACGGACAACAAUUUCAUGUCGCGUGAGGAAAGACCAUUGUUGCAUGAAAAGUCAUCAUUUGUACCCCUAUCUAGCGGUGACCAUCACUUAUCAAACCCUGACAGUCAAGCAGUGGAUGUGAAUGAUUCAGACAGUACAUCUUCUGGUGAGUGCUAUCAAAACACAGAGAUCGACAUGGACAACAGUCUCCAGUGUGACGAGGAAAGCCCAUCAUUUCCUGAGAAGUCACUACAGACACCCCACAGCACUCAGAUGACAGGAAGCACUGCUGGUUACAGCGGCUCUCAUGUACCUGUAUCCCACAGUCAAAAUGGGAAUGAUUCAGACAGUACUUCAUCGGAAGAGUGUUAUCAGAACACAGAGAUUGAUGAAAACGCCUUUGACCAUUAUGGUGAGGAAAGCCCAUCACUUCCUGAGAUGUCACAGAUGACAGAAAAUACUGAUGGUAACGGGGACCAUCAUGUACCUAGAAACCUCAGUCAAGAAACAGAUAACAGCAGCACAGCAUCAGAGGCAUCAUAUGUUAAUGUACCACCUAAAGAGAGGGAGGACCAUUCUGUUGAAUCUUCAGAGAGCGACUAUGAUGAACUUGGAACCUGGUGA